Ostrinia nubilalis (European corn borer) is the source of this 652-nucleotide messenger RNA. RefSeq lists its product as uncharacterized. NCBI's taxonomy places the organism in Eukaryota, Metazoa, Arthropoda, Insecta, Lepidoptera, Crambidae. The coding region runs from base 1 to 381 and encodes 126 amino acids. The record is from RefSeq and is a predicted model, not a curated record. The transcript is spliced from 2 exons.
AUGUCCAUAGUUCAUGAUGUCUCCCACACAAGGCACGACAUCUUCACAAUUCCUGAUGUCACACAGACAUCCCACACAGCUUGUCAUGACAUGUCUCACAUAGCUUGUCAUAACAUGUUACACACAGCUGGUGGCACCCGCUGGACACGCGGCAGGAGCAGCCGCAUGCCGACCGCGCCGCGCGCCACGCCGCACUGCACCGAGCUGGCUGUCGCGCCGCUGCGGCCCGCCGCGCUUGAGCCGCCGCCGCCCACGCGCGGGCACCUGCAGCUGGCGCCGCUAGGCGCGCUGCACUCCACGCACCUUUGCACGCUGACUACUUUCGGCUCUGCUGGCACAAGAAAUCAUCAUACAGUACAUCUAUACACCAUCAUACAGUAGGGGAACCUGUUGUACUUAGGCCAGUUUUUCGAAUUUUGAUUUUUUGAAAAAUAAUGGUGAUAGUUAAACUUGUCUAGUGCAGUUAUAUUUAAAGAUCAUUUAAUUAACUACAUAAUUCAUUCAUAAAAUUGUGUAUAAUUUUAAAAAUUUUGGCAUACUAGCUGCUAGAAAAAAAAAGGGAAAACUGUCCUAGGUACAACAAACCAGAUGUACCUUGGACCGUGUACGUUGUACCUAUUUAAAUUUAAAUAAAUGCUUAUAUUCGCUUCAA